GGGUGGGGGUGUUAAUAAAACUGGAUAAGGACCGACUGCCCAAUCACAACCCAGACCCGAACCCGUUAAAGUCAACCAACACCGUAUAACUUGAACCGUCUCCGUCUCCGUCUCCUCCUCCUCCUCCUCCUCCCUCCCACAAUUACCAUCCUACCCCUCCCCCCCUUUUCCCCCAUUGCUUCCAGUUUUGCUCAAACAUUACUGCACCUUUUCUUUCUUUGACUCUCUUCUCCUCCCCCCCCCCCCCCUCUCUCUCAUCAAUGGAAGACUCUCACUCGCUCCCUCACACUUCUUUCUCUCGUUCCCAACACUCGCCAUCCGGUAAUGCUACGCCUCAACUCACAUCUGCUCAUGAUCACGUCGCUGACGGUCCCGGUGCUGCCGGAUCCAGCAACGGAGCUAAGUAUCGGCUUAUGUCUCCGGCCAAGCUCCCGAUCUCUAGGUCGACUUGUAUUACUAUUCCACCUGGCCUCAGUCCGACCUCGUUCCUCGAAUCCCCUGUUCUUCUCUCUAACAUCAAGGCGGAGCCUUCUCCAACGACUGGUUCCUUUUUCAAGCCUCAGUUGAUGCAAGGCUCUGGUGAAAAUGCAGCACUUUCGCUGCAGAAACAUAUUUCCAGUGGCAACACAACUGAUGAAAGAACAUCCAGCAGUUUUGAGUUUAGGUUUCAUACUGGAGCCAAUUCUACAUCAGGAGUGUCAUCCGCAGGGCUGGCGAUUCCUGUGGGGUUGAAUCGAAAUGGACCAGUCAUUCAUCAAGAUCAACGGCAUACACAACAAUCUUCUGCACCUUCAUCUCUGGCUUCACAAUCUGUUGCCGUGGGUAUACAUGAUUCAUCCAUCUGUAGCACCACUGAUGAAUUAAAUCAGGCAGGACAAUCGAAUACAGGCAAUCAAGCAUCAUCAUCUGAUCAUAAAGAUAGCAUCUCCUCAGUGUCAGCUGAGAGAACGUCAGAUGAUGGGUAUAACUGGAGAAAAUAUGGGCAGAAGCUGGUUAAAGGAAGUGAAUUUCCACGAAGUUAUUACAAGUGUACAUAUCCAAAUUGCGAGGUGAAAAAGAUAUUUGAACGUUCUCCAAGUGGACAGAUCACAGAAAUUGUGUACAAGGGUUCACAUGAUCAUCCAAAACCUCAAGCUGCACGUCGCCAUAAUCCUGGUGCUCUUUUGUCCAUUCAAGAGGAUAAACUUGACAGGGACUUAUCGUUCACUGGUCAAGAGGACAAGUUGAACACCAAUAACAUGGAGCAAAAUGGCUCUCCGGCAUUGUCUCCUCUGCAAGCGAAUGAAGAUGGUGUAGAUGGUUCAGGUUCACAAUUUCAGGCCAUUAAUGAUGAGGUUGAGGAGGAUGAUCCUUUUCUGAAGCGGAGGAAAAUGGAGGAUAGUAUCGAUGUCACUCCAAUUGUUAAGCCCAUUCGUGAACCUCGAGUAGUUGUUCAAACUGUGAGUGAGGUCGAUAUACUGGAUGAUGGAUAUCGUUGGCGGAAGUAUGGACAGAAAGUUGUCCGAGGCAAUCCAAACCCUAGGAGUUAUUACAAGUGCACAAAUGCUGGAUGCCCUGUGAGGAAGCAUGUGGAAAGGGCAUCUCACGACCCCAAAGCCGUUAUAACUACUUAUGAAGGAAAGCACAACCAUGACGUCCCAACUGCCAGAAACAGCAGCCAUGAAUUUGCUGCAACUGCACCAUAUGGUGGAGCACCAAAAAUCAGGCCACAAGAAAGUAGUUCAAUUAGUCUUGAUCUUGGUGUUGGAAUCGGGCAUGUGGCUGAGAAUAGGACCAAUGAACAGGGGCAAGCUUUGGACACUGAAGCCGCACAAAGCCAAAUUGUUCCAAAUAAUUCCAGUAUGACGGUCAUUCAAGCAUCACAAAUCCCUGCAUGCUACGGUAUUGUAAACGGUGGCUUGAAUCUGUAUGGAAAUAGAGAAAAUCGUGUCGAAGGUCAUAGCUUUCAAUCUCCACCGCUACAUCCUUCUAACCAAUGUCCGCAAAACCUUGGAAGAAUACUUAUGGGGCCUUAAAAUUGUAGCUGAAUACUAUGGAUAUAUAAUAUUAAAAUUUGAAUUCUAGUAAAACUAAGGGGUAUUAUCCUCAUGGUAAGUAAAUUAGGAA
Sesamum indicum (sesame) is the source of this 2106-nucleotide messenger RNA. RefSeq names its product WRKY family transcription factor family protein (gene WRKY20). Gene Ontology annotation, biological process: regulation of DNA-templated transcription. The record is from RefSeq and is a predicted model, not a curated record. Lineage: Eukaryota; Viridiplantae; Streptophyta; Magnoliopsida; Lamiales; Pedaliaceae. Gene Ontology annotation, molecular function: DNA-binding transcription factor activity; sequence-specific DNA binding.